Penicilliopsis zonata CBS 506.65 is the source of this 1023-nucleotide messenger RNA. RefSeq lists its product as hypothetical. Lineage: Eukaryota; Fungi; Ascomycota; Eurotiomycetes; Eurotiales; Aspergillaceae. Gene Ontology annotation, molecular function: oxidoreductase activity; zinc ion binding. The transcript has 5 exons. The record is from RefSeq and is a predicted model, not a curated record. The coding region runs from base 1 to 1023 and encodes 340 amino acids.
AUGAAAGCUCUCAGAUAUGAGAAGCCAGAGGUGCAUGGCCUCGUUGACAUUCCUCUUCCCACCCUCCGUGAGAACGACGUCCUGAUCAAGGUCAAGGCCUGCGGUGUUUGCGGAACGGACCUGCACAUCCACGAGGGAGAGUUCCUGGCCAAGUUCCCUCUUGUCCCUGGUCACGAGACCGUCGGUGUCGUUGCCGCCAUGGGCCCCAAGGUCAAGGGCUUCACCAUCGGAGACCGCGUCGUGGCCGACAACUCAGAGUUGUGCGGCGAGUGCUUCUACUGUCGUCGGGGCGAGGAGCUGCUGUGCGAGCACUUUGAGGCCCACGGCGUCACCAUGAACGGUGGCUUCGCCGAAUACUGUGCCUACCCGGCCGGUCGUGUUUUCAAGAUCAAGAACCUCUCCGACGUUGACGCCACCCUCCUUGAGCCCGCCUCCUGCGCCGCCCACGGCUUGGACAAGAUCGCCCCCAAGAUGGGCUCGUCUGUCCUCCUGUUCGGCGCCGGCCCCACCGGUCUCAUCCUUGCCCAGAUGCUCCGUCAGAAUGGUGGCUGCAAGGUCGUCGUCGCCGCCCCGGAGGGUCUCAAGAUGGACCUGGCCAAGUCGCUCGGUGCCGGUGACGAGUACAUCGCCCUUUCCCGCCAGGACCCUAGUGCCCAGUUCCAGAAGAUCAAGGCCGACAACCCUUAUGGCUUCGACAUCGUCGUUGAGGCCACUGGCAGCGUCAAGAUCCUCGAGGACGCCAUCAACUAUGUCCGUCGCGGCGGUAAGCUCGUCGUUUAUGGCGUGUAUGCCAACAAGGACCGCGUCUCUUGGCCCCCUAGCAAGAUCUUUGGCGAUGAGAUCACCAUCCUCGGUUCCUUCUCCGAGGUGUACAAGUUCCCCGCCGCGAUCGACUACCUCGACUCUGGCAAGGUCAAGGUCGACGGGAUCGUCAACAAGGUCUUCAAGAUCGAGCAGUGGGAGGAGUGCCUCGAGGCGAUGCGCAACAAGUCUGCCAUCAAGGCUGCCAUCACUUUUGAUUAA